Messenger RNA from Musa acuminata AAA Group (dessert banana), 2454 nucleotides. Its product is annotated as two-component response regulator-like APRR2. The record is from RefSeq and is a predicted model, not a curated record. Lineage: Eukaryota; Viridiplantae; Streptophyta; Magnoliopsida; Zingiberales; Musaceae. Gene Ontology annotation, cellular component: nucleus. The transcript has 13 exons. Bases 470 to 2179 code for a protein of 569 amino acids. Gene Ontology annotation, molecular function: DNA-binding transcription factor activity; transcription cis-regulatory region binding. Gene Ontology annotation, biological process: phosphorelay signal transduction system; positive regulation of DNA-templated transcription.
ACCGAUGCACAGCUCUAAAACCUGUGGCUCAAAUCGACCGACAGCAACCUCUCGGAGACAUGCAUUCAUCGCCAGCACACGCGCUGUGCUUCUCAAGGCAGGCAGAAAAGCUGAGGAAGAAAAGUCAGAGAGAGAGUGGUUGUAUCUCUUGAAUCUAGAUCUCGGCUCCGAAGGAUAGGAGGAGAAAGAAGACCGACCGACUUGCUCCCGUCCUUCCUCUGUGCGGCCUUUCUGUUGUACCAUCCCUCCAUGCAUAAAGAGACCCAUUGAAUCCUGCACGGUUAGCUUCCUGUACUGAGCGACAGUGGAGAUGCUUUGAUCUGUUGCAAGGGUUGAUUCGGACUUGGCCAAUCUUGUUUUCCCUCAAAAGGGCUUUGGAUACUGACACGGAUCCAAGUUAAGCUCUACGAUUGUGGUCCGGAGCAAUAACAGAGGUGUGGCCUUGUGGAACAAUGAUGUGAAGGCCGCCAUGGUUGGUGCCACUGAUGAUUUUGUUGUAUGGAAGGAUUUCCCCAAGCGGCUCAAGAUUCUGCUCCUCCAGAAAGAUGAGGCCUCCGCCGCCGAAACGAAAUCUAAACUCGAGGAAAUGGACUAUUUGGUGUCUUUGUAUCAUAGUGAAGAAGACGCACUGGAAGCAAUCUCGAAGGACGCUGAGAGCUUUCAUGUUUCUAUUGUGGAGGUGACGGCAAGCGAUUCCUGUGGCACUUUCAGGUUUCUUGAGAUGGCUCAGGACAUUCCUACCAUCGUUAUCUCGGAUGAACACUGCCUGAGCACCAUGAUGAAAUGCAUAGCGCUUGGUGCAGCAGAGUUUCUUCAGAAGCCACUCUCCGAAGACAAACUCAGGAACAUAUGGCAACAUGUGGUUCAUAAGGCCCUCAACGCAGGAGGCAGUGUGUUGUCGAAAUCGUUGAAGCCCAUCAAAGAUACCGUAGUUUCUAUGCUCCGAAUUCAGUCAGAAACAUCAGAGCACAAAAUUGAAGAGAAAGUAACAGAGAUUGAUGGCAAACAUGGUUGUGAAAAGACCAUGGCAAAUGACAGGUUAUCAGCACCUUCAACUCCGCAACUGGAACGAGGAAGGUUCCCGCCAGACCGAGAGUUCCAGGAUGUGACAUGCUGCUCGGUUGCUAAAAAAUUGUUACAACCAAGGAAGUCUAGUAGCUCGGCGUCAAAAUCAGUCGAAAACACUUGUGAUAAUUCAAUCAGUGUUGCUAACACUGUGGAUGCCUUACCUUCCAAAGCCCAACAUAUUGCAGCCGAAGAAGAGGUUAAUUCAGUAGAUGGUUCCAAAACUGAUGAGUGCAGCUCUGUUAAAGCAGGAUCUCUACCUUCCAACUUGCAUAGCGUAGAGAAUAUAGAAUCUCAUGCGGACGAUGUACAGAAGAAAAAAUCGGUUCUCGAUUAUUCUUAUUUAAAUGGUGGCAGAAACAACAGAAAGAAAACAAAGGUGGACUGGACUCCAGAACUUCACAGACGGUUUGUUCAGGCCGUAGAGCAGCUGGGAAUAGAGCAGGCAAUUCCUUCCAAGAUCCUAGAACUGAUGAAGGUGGAGGGUCUUACAAGGCAUAAUGUUGCUAGCCACUUGCAGAAGUAUCGGAUGCAUAGAAGACACAUUCUGCCGAAAGACCAAGAUAGGAGAUGGCAACCACACAGAGACACCACUGCAAGGGGUUGCAUAUCGCGCCCGAUCUUGGCAUACCCUCCGUAUCAUCCCAACUGUGGUGCUCCAACAAAUCAGAUUUAUCCUGUUUGGGGUCAUCCAAAUUACCGCAGCCAUGGUGUUCAAAUGUUGGGGCAUGCUGGUUAUGCGGCAUGGCAUCCACCUCCACAAAGUUGGCCCUGGAAGACCUAUCCACUGGUUCGUGCUGAUGCAUGGGGAUGUCCUGUUGUCACCCAAUACGGCCAGUAUCGGAUGUCUUCACCGAGGUCUCCGAUGAGCAGUGACUUCGACAUGAAUGGAGAUAGAAACGAGAUGUUCAGAGAAUCCUAUGACCUCCAUCAGGUGGAGAUGAUCGACCAAUUGGUGAAGGAGACGAUGAGCAAGCCGUGGCUGCCCCUCCCCCUCGGCCUCAAGUCACCAUCCACCGACGUGGUGCUGGCCGAGCUCAACCGGCAGGGCAUCUGCACCGUGCCCCCCGCCACCAACGCCGCCUCUCCUGAUCCCAACGACUUCUGCGGGUGACACAGCCGCGCGGGGUGUGGUGGUGGGCUCGGCCGACUCUGUGGCUCGCACCGCCGAUACGUGGCCGAUCACCUCGCGAGAGCAGUACGCGGUUGUCGAUGAAAAUAAAGGGGCUGCUGCUGAUGCUGUCGCUGCACGAGGAAGACAUGGUUACCGGUGGAUUUGUCCUCUUGCUUGUUGCCGUGGGCUGUCCUUUUCGUCUCUCCUUCCGAGAACUAUGUUGUAUCUGCGUCAGCUUUCUGCUAUUAAUGCAGCACCGUAAGGAUGGAUGUCAA